This is a messenger RNA of Prionailurus viverrinus (fishing cat), 3473 nucleotides long. It is a transcript of the gene GRID2, whose product is annotated as glutamate ionotropic receptor delta type subunit 2. Gene Ontology annotation, biological process: synaptic transmission, glutamatergic; monoatomic ion transport; modulation of chemical synaptic transmission. NCBI's taxonomy places the organism in Eukaryota, Metazoa, Chordata, Mammalia, Carnivora, Felidae. Bases 157 to 3207 code for a protein of 1016 amino acids. The record is from RefSeq and is a predicted model, not a curated record. Gene Ontology annotation, molecular function: glutamate-gated receptor activity; transmitter-gated monoatomic ion channel activity involved in regulation of postsynaptic membrane potential. The transcript has 16 exons. Gene Ontology annotation, cellular component: plasma membrane; postsynaptic membrane.
UCAGCGACGAUUAAAGGCUUUGCUCUGGCAUAGGAAUUUAGGAAAAAAAAAAAAAAAAGCUGCGCUAAACUCUGUCGUGACCUCAAACUCUCCGGACUGGUUUAAAAAAUAGAUUGAAAGAAAAUCCAUCCUGAAAGCGAUUCAGCAUAGGAGGAGAUGGAAGUUUUCCCCUUGCUCUUGGUUUUGUCCGCCUGGUGGUCUCGAACCUGGGACUCGGCGAAUGCGGAUUCAAUCAUUCACAUCGGAGCAAUUUUUGAUGAAUCUGCCAAAAAGGAUGAUGAGGUGUUUCGCACAGCGGUUGGUGACCUCAACCAGAAUGAAGAGAUCUUACAGACUGAGAAAAUCACAUUUUCAGUGACAUUUGUCGAUGGCAACAACCCUUUUCAAGCAGUUCAAGAAGCCUGUGAACUUAUGAAUCAAGGCAUCUUGGCCCUGGUCAGCUCCAUUGGCUGCACAUCGGCAGGUUCCCUCCAGUCUCUGGCAGAUGCCAUGCAUAUCCCCCACCUCUUCAUACAGCGCUCAACAGCUGGGACCCCGAGGAGUGGCUGUGGACUCACCCGGAGCAACAGGAAUGAUGACUACACUCUCUCUGUUCGCCCACCUGUCUACUUAAAUGACGUUAUCCUGAGAGUGGUCACAGAAUAUGCCUGGCAGAAAUUCAUCAUAUUCUAUGAUAGUGAAUACGAUAUCCGUGGAAUACAGGAGUUUUUGGACAAAGUAUCUCAGCAGGGAAUGGAUGUUGCACUGCAGAAGGUAGAAAACAACAUCAAUAAAAUGAUCACCACUCUCUUUGACACCUUGAGAAUAGAAGAAUUGAAUCGCUAUCGAGACACUCUUAGGCGAGCCAUCCUUGUUAUGAAUCCUGCUACUGCCAAAUCCUUCAUUACUGAGGUUGUGGAGACUAAUUUGGUUGCUUUUGACUGUCACUGGAUCAUUAUAAAUGAGGAAAUAAAUGAUGUGGAUGUUCAGGAACUUGUAAGAAGGUCAAUUGGAAGGUUAACAAUCAUUCGGCAGACGUUUCCAGUCCCCCAGAAUAUAAGUCAGCGAUGUUUCCGUGGCAACCAUCGAAUAUCUUCAACAUUGUGUGAUCCAAAGGAUCCAUUUGCUCAGAAUAUGGAGAUUUCAAACCUUUACAUAUAUGACACGGUGCUUCUGCUUGCUAAUGCUUUUCAUAAGAAACUGGAGGACCGAAAAUGGCACAGCAUGGCAAGUUUGUCAUGCAUCAGAAAGAACUCUAAGCCCUGGCAGGGAGGGCGUUCCAUGCUGGAGACUAUCAAGAAGGGUGGAGUCAGUGGGUUGACUGGAGAGCUAGAAUUUGGAGAUAAUGGAGGAAAUCCCAAUGUCCACUUUGAAAUUCUUGGAACAAACUAUGGAGAAGAGCUUGGCCGAGGUGUUCGCAAACUUGGGUGCUGGAAUCCUGUCACAGGGCUGAACGGGUCACUGACUGACAAGAAACUGGAGAAUAACAUGCGUGGAGUGGUUCUCCGUGUGGUGACUGUUCUGGAAGAACCUUUUGUAAUGGUCUCUGAAAAUGUCUUGGGUAAGCCGAAGAAAUACCAGGGCUUCUCCAUUGAUGUUUUGGAUGCCUUAUCUAACUACCUGGGUUUUAACUAUGAAAUUUAUGUUGCACCGGAUCACAAGUAUGGAAGCCCACAAGAAGAUGGGACAUGGAAUGGCUUGGUAGGAGAACUGGUCUUUAAGAGAGCUGACAUAGGGAUUUCUGCUUUAACCAUCACCCCAGAUCGUGAGAAUGUGGUGGACUUUACAACACGCUACAUGGACUACUCAGUGGGAGUACUACUUCGAAGGGCUGAAAAGACAGUGGAUAUGUUUGCCUGUCUCGCACCAUUUGAUCUCUCUCUAUGGGCUUGCAUUGCUGGCACUGUUCUUCUGGUGGGUCUUCUGGUCUACCUCCUAAAUUGGCUUAAUCCCCCACGAUUACAAAUGGGAUCAAUGACAUCUACUACUCUCUACAACUCCAUGUGGUUUGUCUACGGAUCCUUUGUACAGCAAGGUAAGGAGAAUAAAAAAAGCAUUUUGGUGGGGAGGUCCCCAUACACGACUCUGGCUACUCGAAUGAUGAUGGGGGCUUGGUGGCUAUUUGCAUUGAUUGUCAUCUCAUCUUACACAGCAAAUCUUGCUGCUUUCCUCACUAUCACCCGCAUUGAAAGCUCCAUCCAAUCUCUCCAGGACCUUUCCAAGCAAACAGACAUCCCUUAUGGCACAGUACUGGACUCUGCCGUGUAUGAACAUGUCCGGAUGAAGGGAAUGAAUCCUUUUGAAAGGGACAGCAUGUAUUCCCAAAUGUGGAGGAUGAUCAACAGAAGCAAUGGAUCAGAGAAUAACGUUCUGGAAUCCCAAGCAGGCAUUCAAAAGGUAAAAUAUGGAAACUAUGCGUUUGUAUGGGAUGCAGCUGUAUUGGAAUAUGUGGCUAUCAAUGACCCAGAUUGUUCAUUUUACACCAUUGGAAACACCGUUGCUGAUCGGGGAUAUGGAAUUGCAUUGCAACAUGGCAGUCCUUACAGGGAUGUUUUUUCACAAAGGAUCCUGGAGCUUCAGCAGAAUGGUGACAUGGACAUCCUGAAGCACAAAUGGUGGCCAAAGAAUGGCCAGUGUGACCUGUAUUCCUCAGUGGACACAAAGCAGAAAGGAGGCGCCCUGGACAUAAAGAGCUUUGCAGGAGUUUUUUGUAUCCUGGCUGCUGGAAUUGUCCUCUCCUGCUUUAUAGCUAUGCUGGAGACGUGGUGGAACAAGAGGAAAGGCUCCCGGGUCCCAUCAAAAGAGGAUGACAAGGAAAUUGACCUGGAGCACCUCCAUAGACGUGUAAAUAGCUUGUGCACAGAUGACGACAGCCCCCAUAAACAGUUUUCCACCUCGUCAAUUGACUUGACCCCUCUGGACAUUGACACUUUGCCAACACGACAAGCACUGGAGCAAAUCAGUGAUUUCAGGAACACUCAUAUUACCACAACAACCUUUAUCCCAGAGCAGAUCCAGACUCUUAGCCGCACACUAUCAGCUAAAGCUGCCUCUGGUUUCGCUUUUGGCAACGUGCCUGAGCACCGAACUGGCCCUUUUAGGCACAGGGCACCUAACGGGGGCUUUUUCAGGAGUCCUAUAAAAACAAUGUCAUCUAUUCCUUAUCAACCAACUCCUACCCUGGGGCUCAAUCUGGGUAAUGAUCCAGACCGAGGCACCUCCAUAUGAGCAUCAAACAGAAUCUCUUCACUGUUUCUUUUGUAGGACUCCCUUUGCAAGGAGCGACUGUAAUAUUGUGGGACUAACAUGGAUGUAACAUUAUUUUUUGAGAAAAAUCAGGAUUAUUAGUAACAAUUAUAGUUCUUUCUCGCCACCUUCUCCCUCUUCUCUCUCUUCUAUUUCUUUCUCCUUUGUCCUCUCUUUCUGUACAUUUCCCUCCACUUUUUUUCAUUACUCAACUUGUUCCCCCAGAAUAUAGUAUACUAGGAUCCUAU